UUCGGCACCGGCAAAGAAAAUGGCUGCAGUGGCAACGAAGUCGGGCGUUUUUUCCAGACUCUGGAUGGGAAUGCGAAAGUGGUACUUUAGUGCUGCAGGUUAUAACCAACUUGGUUUGAUGUCAGAUGAUCUCGUCAGAGAGUCAUUACCAGAAGUGAAAGAAGCUGUUAGACGUUUACCCCCAGAUGUGUAUGAUGACAGGCAGUUCCGCAUUAAAAGAGCAUUAGAUUUAUCAUUAAAACAUAGAGUCCUACCACAGGAUCAGUGGACAAAAUUCGAAGAUGAUAAACCUUAUCUGAAUGAACUGGUUCAACAAGUCUUAGAAGAAUGGAAAGAGAAGAGAGAAUGGGAUUCACACUAAUUCUAUACACAUAAUUGCUUGUCUUGUUUGCUGUAUCUACUGACUGAAAGUCACAGUAAAGUGACCUGUAUAAUCUUGUUUCUAAGUCUUCAAUUUUAUCAUAAUUCAGUUAUCAAUAUAUCACCAUGGUUUGGAGUUUCAAAUAGUAUUUGGUGUUCUGUUAUUUAUCAGAAUAAAGUGAGUUUUCAAAACA
Messenger RNA from Saccoglossus kowalevskii, 554 nucleotides. RefSeq names its product cytochrome b-c1 complex subunit 7-like. Lineage: Eukaryota; Metazoa; Hemichordata; Enteropneusta; Harrimaniidae. The record is from RefSeq and is a predicted model, not a curated record. Gene Ontology annotation, biological process: mitochondrial electron transport, ubiquinol to cytochrome c. Gene Ontology annotation, cellular component: respiratory chain complex III.